AGGCUCUGGCAGACCAGCAUGUUGCAGAAAGUUUGACCUGUCAGGCUGAAACGAGCUCCUGAUGCUGAACGCAGACAUGUCAUACGGAGAUACUGGGAUCACUGGGAGAGAGCGAUACACUGAAGCUACAGUUUGCAGAAUCAGGAGUACCAGAGGCUCUGUCAGAGAUGAUCCGGGCUCUGCAGGGGGGAUCUGACCCUCAUGAUCUCUGCAGCAUCAAGAUCGCCUCCAACCUCAUUGUGUCUCUGCUUCUAGGAGAUGACUCCAUGCAGAAAUGCUUUGGCGAGGGGUCAGGUCUGGUGUAUCAGGAUGUCCUGUCGUGGCUGCAGAGCUCAAACACUCAGCUGCAGCUCUCAGGAGCUCUCGCCAUCGCCAACUUCGCCAGAAACGACAGUAACUGUGUGAAGAUGCUUGACCUCGGCGUGGUUCCCCACAUCCUGACCCUGUUGGAGAAACAUGUUGAUGAAGGAGACGUGUCUGUUCAACAUGCCGGACUGAGCGCGCUCCGAAACCUCGCCAUCCCUGCCUCGAACAAAGUGAGGAUGUUGGAGGACGGAGUCACUGAGAGGAUAAAGACGCUGCUGCGCUCUGAUAUGCCUCCAGUGCAGUUCAAACUUCUGGGGACGUUACGCAUGAUGGUGGAUGGGCAAGAGGAGGCGGCGUUGGUUCUUGGCAGAGACUCAGUGCUGCUUGCUCGGGUCAUGGAGUGGUGUGAAGCCAAAGACCACGCAGGAGUCAGAGGAGAAGCUAGCCGCCUGCUCGCCGCUCUGAUCAGACACAGCCGCAGCGCCGAAGUCGUGAGUGCUGUUGCCAAAGCAGAUGGGGUUCGACAUCUAAUCUCCAUGGCAACAAGUGAGCAUGUAAUCAUGCAGAACGAGGCCCUGGUUGCCAUGGCAAUAGCCUCUGCCAUUGACAUAGACUCGAUGAAGGAUGCGUUCAGGGACGCUGAGUUGUUGCCUCUCUUGAAGAAGAUGUUGGAGGAUCCAGUUGGAGCAGUUGAAGUGAAGUUCAGUGCUUUAGGUCUCAUCUGCAGCCUGGCUAACUGCAGUGCCAUGAAGGAAGAGCUGAACUCUGUGAACAUGAAGGACAGUCUCAGUAAACUAACAGAUCACAGCAGCAGUAAACUUUCCUCCCAGGCCAGCUCCAUACUAGCCAUUCUCUGUGACUCCAGUUAAACCAGUACAAAGCAUCAAAGAAUCCCAUCUUCAGUUUGGAUUUAUUUAUUUAGUGACAAACUUUGAUGAAAAUGAUCAAAAUGCACAGACUACAUUAAGUAUUGAAUUGUCUUAAAAAAUGUCACAAAUUUUUGGGCAAUAAUCGCUAACUAAUGACUAGCAGCACUGCAUUCCUCUUGAGCUUUCAGCCUCAUCUCAUGAGCUUCAUCAGUGGGCGGAGUUUGCUUGGUUGUCAUGGAUAUAAUUAGUUAAGAGACAAAAGCAGAUCAGUGUUAAAAGACAGGAUUUCUACAAAGUAAAUUUGAAAAAUCUGACGACGGAGUAACUGAAUCAAAUAUUACAUUUCUCUACACAAAGCAUACCAUUUUAAUUAAAAUGUUUUCAAUGAUUUUAAACUUUAAUGACUGCAGUCACAAAUAAGACCACCGGCUAGGAUUGUAGAUAAAGGCUGAAUGUAAAAUGCUUUGAGCUUCUCAUUACAGUUUUAAAUCAAAGUUGUAAAUUAUACUUAUAUGAAAGACCGAGGCUGAAGCGGGUCCAGAUGACCAAAGACUUCACAACUAACACCAUCAGAUCAUUUUAAACUGUCCAGGUUUUGAUUCAUCACGGGCGCUUUGUUUAAAAGAAGCAGCAAGCAAUAAAUCUGAUUUGAAUUACUGGUAAACUGGCGUAUUUAUGGUGCAUUAAAUGCAGUGUCUCAAAGUUAAGAGUCUUUAUCCAAGUUGAACUGAACAAAGUCGGAAAUUUAAUGUUAAUAAUAUCUGUUUCAUGUCACUGUGGUGAGCAUUAAUUUAUCCUAUGACUGUUUCAACCAAAUGUUUGUCAGUCUAGCCUGAAGGUGUCAGACUGAAGCACAGUUACAAGCAAUUAUCUCACCUGUGGUGUAGUGUAGGUUAGAAAGAAUCACAUGUUUAUGACGGGUGUAAGUAUACAUUGAGUGAGGUGUUGCAGUGGUGAAACAUUAGAAUACAUGGUUAAAAAAAAGACUGUUAAACUUCAAUAAAUAAUGUUGUCAAUGUAGCCAAAGAGAGGGUGAUUAGUUAUCACUGGGGACUUAAUAUGGUCUUCAAACAUUAAUAUUGGAUUUAUGCUCCUCUUGCCUGAAGUUGUCUGCAAUAAUGAAAAAUAAGCAUGUUAAUGAUCAUGAGGAAGGUGAGUUAGCAGGAGCUUAAUUAUUUCAAGACACUCUCUUAAAAAGCUUAGCAAUGGCUCAGAGUGAUGGUGACCUUAUCAAGAAGGUUUCGCCAUGUUUGAAUAAGAGUCUUCAUGAUUAAAUCAAUGAUAUCUGACAAAUGACUUCACAUAUACAAUACAGCAAUGAUUACCAACUGAUUUAAGUUUAAUCUUAAAAUUCAGAAACUUUUGAGAAGAGAAAACUCCUGAUUUAGUUUUUAAGGCAAACUUACUUAACAAAAACAAGAUGUCAGUCUGACUGAGGAAUCUUAUCUAAGGACAAUUUGAGGGCGCCACAAGCUGAGCUGCUACCAUUAAUACAUUUGUACAUACUGUACAGUACACCCUAAAUCUAAUACAGUUCAUGUACGAUCGUUGAAGUUAUUCAGUGUCUAUUUACAGAUGGGUAAUCAGAAAUAAGGGUGAAAAAUAGCAUGUGUGUUCUUUAAAACAAAACGUGAAUGAUGUGAAAACAGGUGUCCUAAUGUUCAUAUGAUAUCUGUAUUAAAAUAUAUUCUACAAAUAUCACUUAAUAUUUAUAUUUGACAUUUUGUUGUCUUUGUUUUUCAGAGAGCAGAAUAAAGUUAUGCAACUUCUUCCCC
This is a messenger RNA of Notolabrus celidotus (New Zealand spotty), 2950 nucleotides long. RefSeq names its product rap1 GTPase-GDP dissociation stimulator 1. The coding region runs from base 168 to 1175 and encodes 335 amino acids. The record is from RefSeq and is a predicted model, not a curated record. The transcript has 9 exons. Gene Ontology annotation, cellular component: cytosol. Gene Ontology annotation, molecular function: guanyl-nucleotide exchange factor activity; protein binding. Gene Ontology annotation, biological process: positive regulation of GTPase activity. NCBI's taxonomy places the organism in Eukaryota, Metazoa, Chordata, Actinopteri, Labriformes, Labridae.